AUGACACCAAAGAGCCGGCCGCUUUCAUCGCUCGAUGAGGCCGACAGAGGUAAAACGUCUGUCUCAUCGAACCUCGUGCACAGAGGAUCGUGUCCUAACCUCAACCUGGAUGCGGCAAGUGAUGACGUGGCACGUCAACUCGCCGUGCUGAAGCGGCGACAGGAGGUGGAGAAACGGCGCAUGGAGCUUGAACUGCAGCUGAAGUUCGUGCAGGAGGAAGAGACUGAAAAGAGAACAGUGAAACGCAGCGAAGAAGAAAAAGAGGAACCAGACCUAACUCCACGACAAGAGGCUGCGCGGCACAUGGUUUCUAAAGAGCUCCCAGUUUUCUCCGGUGAUCCCGCUGAAUGGCCAAUUUUUAUAUCGCACUACGAGUAUACUACCAGGCGAUGUGGAUACUCGAAUUGGGAGAAUAUGCUGCGCCUGCAAAAGUGCCUGAAAGGACCUGCCCUCGAAGCUGUUCGGAGUCGAUUGGUGUUACCGGACGUAGUUCCGCAGGUUAUCGAGAAGCUACGUUCCAAAUAUGGGCGGCCGGUGCACUUAAUUAAAACAUUCAUCGAGAAGGUGCGGAAGAUUCCGGCACCCCAAACUGACAAGCUGGACAGUUUAGUCGAGUAUGGGGAAGCAGUGCAGUGUAUGGUGGACCAUAUGGUUGCGGCUGGUGAACGUGCGCAUAUCACCAACCCGCUCUUGCUGCAAGAGGUGGUCGGCAAGUUACCAACGGAUCAACAGUUACGUUGGUCGCAUCACAUCCGCGGAAUGACCUCGGUAGAUCUGUCCGCAUUCAGCGACUACAUGGAGGAUUUGGCUGAAGACGCUGCGAGGCUGACGACAAUUGACUCUCCUUCAGUGCGCGGGACCAGCAAGGGAAGGCCUACGAAGGGCUACGUCCACGCGCACGUGGAUCCAGAUGGAGCGACAACGUCCAGCGCGGCUGAGAGGCAGUGUGUAUCCUGUAACGUCGCGGGGCAUGUAUUGUCGACAUGCAGUAAUUUUCGAGGACUGUCGGUAAAGGAUCGAUGGAGGCGAGCGCGUGAGCUAUCGGUGUGCUUUAGCUGCCUGGAGAAGCACAAUUGGCGAUCGUGCAAAAAUCGCUCUCGUUGUGGAAUCAACGAUUGUGCAUUCCGACAUCACGCGCUUCUACACGACCCGGAUGCAAUAGAGUCGCCUUCUACUGCAGACCGAGAACGGCGGCACUUCCCGAGAACCAGUGGAAGUCAGACGCACCAGGUAAUAAAUAAUUAUCAUCAGUCGAAUCCGAUGUCGGCGCUUUUUAGAAUCGUUCCAGUAACAGCGUAUGGACCCGGAGUUAUGAUAAAAACCUUCGCGUUCCUGGACGAAGGUUCGUCAAUGACGCUGAUGGACGAAGACCUGGCAAAGCAGUUAGGGGUGAAGGGAGAUAGACGACCUCUAUGUAUCAAGUGGACAGGUGAUACGACUAGGGUCGAGCCGGCGUCGAUGAUGAUCGAUUUACAGAUCGGACCUGUGACGUCGACAAAAAGGUUCACCCUGAAAGCUGUGCGGACUGUCACCAGCCUUAGCCUCCCACAGCAAACUUUCACGAUGGAUGACAAGAGAUGGGACCAUCUUAAGCAGCUGCCAUUACCGGAGUACCGUGAUGCUCGGCCUCAGUUGUUGAUCGGGCUGGACAACCUUCGAUUGGCGGUGCCGCUGAAGACGCGUGAAGGCCUUGCAGGGGAACCGGUUGCCGUAAAGACUCGGCUUGGAUGGUGCGUGUACGGAAAGACGGCUGGAAGCCAAAUCGGAAGGGUGCUGCAUAUGUGCGAGUGUGGAGCAUCGGACGAAAACUCCACCAUCCAGGGGGCCUUACGCAAGUUUUAUGAGUUGGAGCAACUCGGGACUGUCUCCAGUGACGUGCCUGAUCCAGAUGAACGAAGGGCACUGACGAUCCUGGAAACAACGACGGUGCGGAUUGGUAAUCGGUUUGAAAGCGGUCUGUUGUGGAAGACAGACAACGUGGAGCUUCCUUCGAGCUUGGGUAUGGCGCGUCGCAGGCUGGAAUGCCUGGAAAGAAGAAUGGAACGUGACCCUAAGCUGAAAACCGUGGUGCACCAUCACAUAGCCGAUAUGAUGGAAAAGGGUUACAUCCACAAGGCGACGUCUGCUGAGCUUGCAGAGUGUAAUUCGAAGCGAAUUUGGUACCUGCCGUUGGGAGUGGUUACCAAUCCAAAGAAGCCAGGGAAGGUGCGCAUCAUCUGGGACGCCGCUGCUAAGGUACAAGGUACGUCCCUAAAUGACAUGUUGCUGAAGGGGCCGGACGAGUUAAUUUCUUUGCCAGGGGUGCUGUUCCGGUUUCGAAUGUACGGGAUAGCGGUGUGCGCUGAUGCCAAGGAAAUGUUCCUGCAAAUACGCAUGCGCGACGAAGACAAGCAUGCGCAGCGGUUCCUGUGGCGGGAAGAUCCUGCUGACGAUAUCGCAACGUAUUUCGUGGACGUCGUUACCUUUGGGUCAGCCUGCUCCCCAGCCACCGCACAAUACGUGAAAAACCGGAACGCCAGGGAACAUGCCGAAAAAUACCCUCGUGCCGUACGUGGCAUCUUGACCAGCACGUAUGUCGACGACUAUUUGGAUAGUUUCGGAACACUCGAAGCCAGUCGAGUAUCCAGAGAAGUCAGGGGAAUCUUCUCGAACGGCGGGUUCGUACUCCGGAACUGGGUUUCCAACAAUCCGGUUGUUUUGGAACGGCUGGGCGGCGAAAGCUCCAGUCCCGGUAUGAAGAGUUUGACCUCUACGGCGGAUGAUGGAGAACGGGUGCUCGGAUUGCGGUGGAACCCGAGCUCGGACCAAUUGUCCUUUUACACGCAGGCGUGUGUGGGAAUGGCGGAGAUAUUUGAGACGGAGUGUACCCCUACCAAGCGAGAAGUGCUCAAAUGCGUGAUGUCACUCUUUGAUCCGCUUGGACUGUUGGCCAAUUUUACCAUCCAUGGAAGGAUCUUGAUUCAAGACCUUUGGCGAGCUGGUACCGGUUGGGAUGAGGCCAUCAGUCCCGGUCAAAUGCGAGAUUGGCGUAGAUGGGUGGAUGUUUUUCCUCUGAUAGCCCAGCUUAGGAUUCCGAGGUGCUACUUCCCGGAGGCACGAGAGAAAGUGUACGAGAAUGCGGAGCUACACUUGUUUGUGGAUGCCAGCCAGCUAGCGUACGCAUGCGUUCUGUAUUUACGGGUCGUCGAUUCUGAAGGAGAACCGCAUUUGAGACGCUUUGUGGCCAGGAGAGGCGCUCCCGCCGAGGUGUUCAGCGACAACGGGACAAAUUUCGUGGGAGCCAGCCAGCAGCUAAGGAAGGAAAUCGACGAGCGCAACGAUGCCUUAGCUGCGACCUUUACCAACGCGAACACCCGAUGGACAUUCAACCCCCCUGGCGCACCCCAUAUGGGAGGGGUAUGGGAACGUAUGGUGCGAUCGGUGAAGGCUGCUAUGAGUACGAUGACGGAACUACAGCGUACACCCGAUGAUGAGACGCUGCUUACGGUGAUAGUGGAAGCGGAGGGAAUGAUCAACACCCGCCCUCUGACGUACAUCCCGCUGGAAUCGGCGGAUCAGGAGUUUCUUACUCCUAACCACUUCUUGCUGGGCAGUUCAUCGGGAGUGAAGCAGAGACCGGUGGCGCCGACUAACCUUCAGACGGGGUUACGGAGCAACUGGAAAAUGGUGCAACAUAUCCUGGACGGGUUUUGGAGACGGUGGAUAAAAGAGUAUCUUCCGGUGUUGGCACGGCAAAGCAAAUGGUUUGAGACUUGCUUACACAUGUGUUUCCUCUCGAGUUCCCAAAUUCGAGUCACCCCCGAGCAUAGGCGAGCAUAA
This is a messenger RNA of Anopheles arabiensis, 3819 nucleotides long. RefSeq lists its product as uncharacterized. The transcript has 4 exons. Lineage: Eukaryota; Metazoa; Arthropoda; Insecta; Diptera; Culicidae. Gene Ontology annotation, molecular function: nucleic acid binding. Gene Ontology annotation, biological process: DNA integration. The record is from RefSeq and is a predicted model, not a curated record. Bases 1 to 3819 code for a protein of 1272 amino acids.